GCUCCGCUCGCCGUGGCCGCCGUGCUGCCGGCGGGAGGCUGCGGGGAGAGGAUGGGCGUGCGCACCCCGAAGCAGUUCUGCCCCAUCCUGGAGAGGCCGCUCAUCAGCUACACCCUGCAGGCCCUGGAGAGAGUUCGUUGGAUAAAGGACAUCGUUGUCGCAGUAACUGAUGAGAACGUGGAGGCAAUGAGAAGUACCCUUCAGAAGUACGGGCACACGCGUGUCUCACUAGCUGCUGCUGGGGCGACACGCCACAGGUCGAUUUUCAAUGGACUCAAAGCCCUAGCAGAGGACCAGGAAGGCUCUAAACUCUCUAAGCCGGAAGUUGUCAUUAUCCAUGAUGCUGUGAGACCUUUUGUUGAGGAAGACAUUCUCCUUAGAGUUGUCACAGCAGCUAAGGAACAUGGGGCAGCUGGAGCGAUUCGACCUCUGGUAUCGACUGUCAUCAGCCCCUCUGCUGAUGGUUGCUUAGACCACUCUCUGGAACGUGCCAGGUACAGAGCAAGUGAGAUGCCCCAGGCUUUCCUCUUUGAUGUGAUCUAUGGCGCGUAUCAACAGUGUAGUGACUAUGACUUGGAAUUUGGAACUGAAUGUUUACAGUUGGCCCUAAAAUAUGGUCACACUAAAGCCAAGCUUGUAGAAGGAUCCCCUGACCUCUGGAAGGUGACCUACAAACACGAUCUGUAUGCUGCGGAAUCGAUUAUUAAGGAGAAAAUUUCACAAGAGAUUUGUAUAAUUACGGACCCAAAAGAAGAUCAGGAGCCCAUAGGUCAUCUUCUUGAGGAAGUGCUGAAAAGUGAAUUAAUUAAUGUUAACAUCACAUCCAGGGCCCUGGAUCACACUGACAGAGACAUUCAGCCCACCAUAUCUGACCGAUGCUGCAGCUUUGUUUGCGUGAACGUUGUAGCAUCUGAAUUUCAAGAGACCCGGAAACUACUGAGUGUACUUGAGGAGAGCAACCUUUCUGUUUUGUAUCCUGUGGUCGUCAUUUCAGUGCACUUCCUUGAUUUUGCAUUAGGACCUCCCAGUCAGCAAAUGGAAAGCCUAAUGUGGAUUAGGGAAUUUGCAAAAGAAGUGAAAAAAAGGAAUAUUUUAUUAUGUGGCCUCCUCAUAAAUUACUCACAGGAUGAACAAAAGCGACAGGAGAGUUUAAGACAAGGAGCCACCAUUAUUGCUACCUUGAUUAAAGAAAGAAAUUCUGGGUUCAUUGGCCAGCUCCUGAUAGCAUGAAAAACACAGACCAUAACAACAACAACAACAACCAAUCACCUAUCAGGCUUAUAAAAACAUUUACCUAAGUAUCUCCCUGAUGUGUUUCUUCCCCACCUCGCUCCUUAGUGUACAUGAGAAUUUUAAGUUUUCUAUGUAAUUUACAGGAUGUAAUGCUUGGAUUAUGAAAAUAAGUCAAUGUUUGUACCUGUAACAUUGUGUCUGCCAAAUAUAACUUACUUUAAUGAGAAAAGACUAGAUAAGUAGAAAAUAACUGCCUUCACAUAAAGAAACUUUUCAAAAAUUC
Molecule: messenger RNA, 1516 nt
Organism: Jaculus jaculus (lesser Egyptian jerboa)
Lineage: Eukaryota; Metazoa; Chordata; Mammalia; Rodentia; Dipodidae
Gene: Crppa
Product: CDP-L-ribitol pyrophosphorylase A
Exons: 10
Coding region: 52-1230 (392 amino acids)
Biological process (GO): isoprenoid biosynthetic process; protein O-linked glycosylation via mannose
Cellular component (GO): cytosol
Molecular function (GO): D-ribitol-5-phosphate cytidylyltransferase activity
Source: RefSeq, a predicted model, not a curated record